This is a messenger RNA of Ostreococcus lucimarinus CCE9901, 1050 nucleotides long. RefSeq lists its product with no specific name. Lineage: Eukaryota; Viridiplantae; Chlorophyta; Mamiellophyceae; Mamiellales; Bathycoccaceae. The record is from RefSeq and is a predicted model, not a curated record. The transcript has a single exon. Bases 1 to 1050 code for a protein of 349 amino acids.
AUGGCCGACGAACUCGACGAGGUGAUCGGGUUUUUGUCCGAUAAGAACCCGGCCGUGCGAGAGCAGGCGGCGCACAUCAUCCAAGGCUUGACUGGAACGGAUGACGGCGCAAAGUUACUGUGCGCUAAAGCCGACUCACUGGUGCCAAAACUGUUGCACGCGCUCGGCAAAGAAGGCGCAGAAUCAAAGUAUGCCGCGACAGCGCUGGUAAACUUGACGCACGACCCGGAGGUGAUCGUCAAGGCUGUGAACAAGGGUGUCGUGGAGCGAGCCAUGGACGGGCUUCGCGAUGGCGACGGUGCACCGGUAGACCUCUUGCUGUCUAUUUUAGCGAACGUGACGACGGCGGAGAGCGGUGUACACGUGAUAAGUCAAGAGGGUAAGCCACUAGAAGGAUUUUACGUGUCAAAGUUGAUCCAACUCUUGUCCACCGGAAAGCCGGAGGAAGACUACGACCAUGCCGCGUCAGUCUUGACAAACAUCUCGCGCGACCCGAUCGGUCGACGAGUCUUCUUAGAUCCGAAGCGAGGAUUGUUAGCAUCAGUUGUUUCAAUUAUGAGUGAAUCGAACGACCUCAGACGUGAGCGUGUCGCAGCGGCGUUGCGGAAUUGCUGCAUGGAUGACAUUCAGCGUAAAGCGCUUUUGGACUUUGUCAGCCCAGGUGCACAGGAGGCAGCAGGGGAUGUCCUACGCGCGCUCCUUCGGCCGAUCAGCGGGAAGCAGGUCGGAGCAGAAUUAUCUGAUCAUGUUCGUCAGGCCUGUGCGGAAGCGAUCUACGCGUUGGCGAAAGACGAAGAAGGCCGGAUGUGGCUUGGCAAGUUGGACGCUCCUCGGACUCUGCGAGACGGAUACGAACUUGAGGAACACGCAGAAACUUGUGCUGCAUUGGUUGCCGCCGGAGAUUUGUUCCUGAAGCACGGCAUGGUGCCCGAAGACCUUCAAGAAGGCUUGAAUCAGCCGCAAGCCGUCGAAGUGAUUGACGAUGACGAAGCCGUGGUCAUGAUGGGACCAGGCGUUGGUGGUGGUGGAUUUAUUAGUGGCGUGGAUUGA